AAAAAAAGAAUUGAGUAUCAGAUCUAUGGCUGUCAUGAAACUUUGAGAAGGAGAGGGUUAAACUCGGGAGAAUGGACUACAUAAACUGAAUGGCUUUAAGAAUAAUGUUGGCCAUUUAACGUCCCAGAUGUACUGAAAGUGAACUGUUUGGGGUUCCUGCAGAGGGACUCUACUAUCUUUUACAAAAUGGUUUCGACGCGGCUUUCAAGUAUUGUUGCCGGUGGAUCAGAUACAUCUGGCACAAUUUCAGAACCGGGGCCUUCAAAAUCUACCAGACAUAAUGUUGCCCCUCCACCUGCCUUCCAAGAUUCCAUUUCGGAAACCGUCACAAAUGCUGAGCCUAUUCAAGCAAUGAAUGUAAUGAAUUUUCCUCCAGAAAUUUUAUUGAAGAUUCUGGGUUAUUUACCUUACAGCAGUGUGGCCCAUUUACGCUUGGUGUGCCGCAAGCUGGACUCUGUGUGCAGCAGCAUCCUGAACUCCACCUUCCAGCGGCUGCAGUCGCAAAUGCUCAACCGGUUCCAGUGCAUCAAGGCCAAGAUGCCGCGUCGGGAGUCGGCUCGUCGCAACCACCCGCUCGCCUGCGAGUCGGACAUCAUCGAGACCCUGCACAUGCGGCUCACUCUGCUCCAGAUGACUUUCGGCAAGCACAUCGAGCGCAAGCACUGCUGCUUCUUUGCCGGAGAGAUCCUGGACGAAGUGUACCGUAUCCUGCACUACAUCAAGGUGACUCCGAAGCUGGCCCGCCCGUACAAAGUGACGGACGAGUUGUUUGAUCUGUCCACGAUGGCCAUGGAGUACUUCAAGGAGCACAUUGAGCCCACCUUGCCGGAGAUCGCUUACUUCGGAACAGACUUCCUGGACUUCACCGGUGCAUUUGCGCCCAGCACGUCCUCCAAGUCGUACCUGUCCGUGGGCUCGCCCCCUGAGGCGGGCGCCUUGAAGGGGGACGACUCCCCGAGCCUGCUGGUGAGCAUCGCCGAGGACCACGCCGUGCCGCAGCCGCUCCCCCAGUCCAACAUGGUGCUGCGCAAGCGCAUACGCAAGAUCAAGCAGGGCAUGAAGAGGUACAACAGCCAGUUGACUUCAAUGCGUCGUGAUCUCAAGACUUGCAAAGGAAAAAUUGCGGAACAACAAAAGCAAAUUCUAGAAUACGCAAGCAGAUUAGAUGAAUAUGAUAAAAAGAAUGAAGAGACGUCACGUAAAUUUAGUACUCUUCUUCAGUUACGAUCUUGCAAGCAAGCCCUCUGUGAGGGGGGUUUUUUGAUUCUAGGGGGGGCCCGGGCCCCCCUGGCCCCCUUGGGAUCUACGCCCAUCAUGGAGCUGAACAAGUGCAAAACAGAGCUGCAGUACUGGCGCUCCAAGUCGCCGGCCGUGCCCGCGGUGUGCGCGGCGUGCGGCAGCGUGGCGACGCCCGUGCCCUCGGAGGACCUGCAGGCCCUGGCCAACCAGGGCGUCGUGCCCGAGGGCCUGGCGCUGCUGGACUUCAAGUCCAUCGCGGGGACCAGCCACGACGAGCCGGAGGCCGGCCCGGCCAAGAGGAAGCCGCCCGAGGAGGCCUGCCACGGCGAGCCCAAGAAGCCCAGGCGGAUGCACAAGAGCCGCAGCAAACGAACCAAACUGACCUAGGACUCUGGACGAUAUCACCCAUCAUUAUUCAUUCUCGGACCCGAUGCAGACGUUGCGUUUGUGUUACGUUUAGUCCUUUUAUUUAAAAAAAAUAAACUAACUGAAUAUUUUGUAACAGAAAGUAGGAUUUGUUCUAUUUUAAAGCGUGAGUUUUAACGGCAGCAUGUGUUGUUUGGAUUUGACCCUGUAAUGCUAGGUUAAUUAAAUUUGUACAUUAUGAGUCUGUUGUACAGUGUGCUAGCAUAAUUUUUUAAUAGAAAAGAGCACAUCAGGAAAAAACAAGUAUUGAUCCUGAAAGUACAGACUUUUAAAGUUAUUCCCUGUAAGAUUGUUUUCUUGCUCACUUUUUGGGAGUGUAAAUGUAACAAUGUUUUUGGUGUUGUAAUUAAAAAUUUUUCAAAUCUAAUUGUUCCACAGUCAAAAUAUUUUUUUAGUCGUAAUGUGAUGCAGAUUAAAAAACUGAUCAGAGUACAUGUAGAGUAUAUGGUAGCUGCCACUUAAUAUUUAAUUUGCAACUGAAUUUUUUCAUUUUGAAAAUUUGAUUUGUGUGCAGAUGUUUGUAAAUAAUAAUAAAGAAAGCCUUAAUAUUAGUAGUGAAUUUAUUUUGAAAAUAACUUGUAUUCGAGAAAUAAAAUGAAAUAUUUAUUUCUGUGUAAUUUAAAA
Molecule: messenger RNA, 2289 nt
Organism: Bacillus rossius redtenbacheri
Lineage: Eukaryota; Metazoa; Arthropoda; Insecta; Phasmatodea; Bacillidae
Gene: dmpd
Product: F-box only protein 28
Exons: 9
Coding region: 187-1626 (479 amino acids)
Biological process (GO): positive regulation of DNA-templated transcription
Cellular component (GO): nucleus
Molecular function (GO): protein binding; transcription coactivator activity
Source: RefSeq, a predicted model, not a curated record